AAUCUAGUAGGUCAAAAAGGAGUUUCAUCAGCAUUCCUGUUUUUUGAAAAGUUCUGGAAGAAGGCAUCUCAUUUCAUUUUUCUUUUUAACUCAUGAAAGCACUUUACUUUAUAGGGAUUCUAAGGAAAGGCAAUGAGAUGAAAUUUUUUCUAGGAAUGGAAUUUUCUUCAGAAGAAAGAGAACUAGUGGUGGUCUCAUGAAUGAUUGACCUACUUUCCUUUUCUUCUUCUUCUUGUUUGAAAUAAAUGAACCAAGAAUUUAGUUUUUAAUGAGGUGUCACUACUCAUUUUGCCUUAUUAGAUCCCUACCACCAAAGAAGGGAAGUGCCAUAUCGUCAUGCUCAUGUCUCCAUAAUCUUCAUUUAUCAAGAAUGAAUGACAUGGUAACCCAUGCCUUGUCUCCUUUUCUAGUGAAUGGACUAGAUUGAUCAGAAUCUUCUUGUAAUUGGAAGUUUUGGUAAUGGUGAUGUGUUGUCUUGUGGGGUAUCCCCACAACUGAUGGCAUCCAGCCAUCCACAGUUAGACCAUUUUCCAAUGAAAUGAUUAGAGACUCUAGGGCUGCAAAAUUUUUAAGUUUAUAAAUAUAUAUGGGCUAGUAGUUGAGCUUAUAUGAAGUACAGCAAUUACAAUUUGCUUAUUUUAGUUAAAAAAAUUAAUUUGUCAAAUCUUUUCCUUUUGAUUUUUUUCUCUUUCCCAUUUUUCUAUUUCAAGAAUAGCUCGUCUUCAUCACUCAACCCAUGGGAAGAAAAAUGGGCAUAUGGGGCCUCAUCUUGUCUUCAAUAAUCUUUAUGUAUAUAGUGUUGUUGUUUGUUGAAGACUUCAAGUGUGGUGGCUUUGAGAUUUUUUUUACUAUGUUAGCAAUUGGCACAUUAAGCUUUGUGAUGCAACAAAUGGGUAAAAAAUUCAGAGUAAGGUUUGAUAUGUUAAAUAAUAAUUAGUGGAUUAUAUAAUGGGAGUUUAAUUUUUCUUUUAAACAAUUUUUAUCAUAAAAAUGAUAAAUAUAUAAUUAAUAAAUAGAGAGUCAAAUUUGUACUCAUAGAUUCAUAGAUUUAGUCUGACAGUAAAUACAUCUGAGUAAAUUUAAGUGUUCUACUCCUCAAUUCCGGAUCUCAAUUUCGAAAAAAAAAAAAGUCAAAUUUGGAACUUGUCAGGCACAGAUUGCCAUUGAUAAAGGUUUGCGUUAGAUCAAUUUGGUUGAUUUUUUAAAGAGUUGAAAGAAUUGCAGAAAUGGGCCAAUAACAAUGGGGAAGGUGCAAGCCUGAUACUAUUGCUAUGGGCCUAAUUAAGGAUGAAAUAGAACAUGCACUGCAGUCUGCUGAAGAGAAAUGUCUUUGAAUAACAGAACAAAAGCAGAAGCAGAAGUUGCUCAAACAGAGAAUUUUCUUUAGAGAUUUAUACGAAGAUACACUAACUAAACUAUUAAAACCCAAUCAACUGAGAUGAAAUUAAAAUGCUAGGACUUCAACCUCAGGUUUCUUCUUUCCAAGUCUUCUGUGAGGACUGAAUCGAUAGCCUGUGUCUCUUUUUUCUUGGUACCUUUAGAUUGGAUUGGAUGCUUAAUUUCCAACUUCCAAGUCAAAGUCGUCGAUUUUUUUUUUAAAAAAAAAAAACCUCGAAUGACUGGCAGGAAAAGCUGGCUGAAUCAGGUCAUAGAAAUUUGUUUCUUUUGCAGAAUGCAUAGAAAUUAACGGGCAGAAGACCAUCGAUAUGCUUUCCUUUGAAAUAAAUUUUCAUUAGCUAACAAAACUCAUGGCUCCUUUCUACUCCUUUUUCGCCGAGUUGCAGCUUUUGCUCAUCUUAUCUUUCGGAUACUUCCUACAAGCUCAAAUUCAAUAUCAUGCCACAACACAAGUACCUGCAAGGUGGACCAACAAUAACCUCUCCCUGCCAUCUCCCUUUAGUUCUGUUAGAAUAAUUCUCUUGAAUGAGAAACCAAAUGCUAAAACAACCAGAAGCCAAGGGACAUCAGUUGUUGAAUCCAUUGCUAGCUUUGCCUGUGGAUUCUAUUCCUACUAUGGGGAAAAUAAUCCCACUUAUUUUGCCAUUGCGUUAGCCAAGAUAUCAAAAAGUGAAAAUUCUGGACAAGAAAUUUUGUCUUUUGGCCGUUUGAUAUGGGUAGCGAACAGAAAUAAGCCAGUGGGAAAUAAUGCAACCUUGGAAUUACUUCAAGAUGGAGAUUUGGUCCUGAAAGAUGCAGAUGGAACCUUGAUUUGGUCUACUGGCACAUCUAACAUGUCUGUCGCAGGUAUGAAGAUGAUGGAAACUGGAAACCUUGUACUUUACAAUAACGAAAACAAGGUUGUUUGGGAGUCUUUUGAUUAUCCAACUGAUGCAUUACUACCUGGGCAGAAACUAAAGGCAGGCAGAAAGCUUGUGGCUAGCGUUUCAGGAAAUAAUUGGUCUGAGGGUAGCUUCUAUCUUUCAGUAACUUCUCAUGGUUUAUUUGCUUUCUACAACGCUGAUGUCCCCCAAUUGUACUUCAACUUCUCAGCUCCUGCCAUGGUAGAAAGCAUAGAGCUGAACUACAAUACAUCCAGUUCUAUUUCUCUAUCCUGGUCUAGCAACCCAAAUCCAGUGUUUACAAGCCCUCUUGAUCAUGCAAACAUGUCUUAUAUGAAAUUUGAACCUGAUGGGCAUCUCAUGAUUUAUGAUGAUAACAAAUACGAAUCGUUUGACGCCUUAUCAGAUGUUCUAGAUACAUGUGAUUACCCAACAGCCUGUGGUAAUUAUGGGCUCUGCUCAUAUGCAGGUUGCUCAUGUCCAAAAGGGUUUGCUCUGGAUAAUGUCACAGAUGCUCGAGGCAGAACAGGAUGCUUAGAGAUUAAUUCAACCACGUGCCUCAAUCUACAAUCUCAAUAUCUUCUCCCCUAUGAAAAUGUAUAUCAUUUCACUUAUAGUGACCCUGAUGCUGCAGUUCUUAAAGGAACAGACAUAGAGAACUGUAAGGAGGCAUGCUUGAAAAAUUGUUCAUGUAAGGUGGCUCUAUUUCAGUAUCUCAAUCUUUCCUAUGGGAAUUGUUUCUUUCCAUCACCAGUUCUUACACUUAUACGUGGUCGAACGCGAAGAUAUUACUAUCAGUCGGUUGCCUUCAUCAAAGUUUCAAAAGAAAGAGGGAGCAAAAGUGGUGGUUCUUCAUCCAUUCACAGUGAAAUAAUAGCAGGUUCAGUUAUUGGAACCUUCUUUCUGGUCGGCCUUAUAGCUGGCCUUUUCUGGUUUUUGGGUUUUAGAAAGAAAGAAGAUGAUGAGGAAAGUUUGGAGGAUUUCUUGGAUCAACUUUCAGAGAUGCCAAGGAGAUUCACUUAUAUGGAACUGAAAAUAGCAACUCAUGAUUUCCAGAAAAAGCUUGGAGAAGGAGGGUUUGGGUCAGUUUUUGAAGGAAAUCUGGAGAAUGGAGAGCAAGUUGCAGUGAAGCGUCUUGAAUUUUUUGGCCAAGGGAAGAAGGAAUUCUUAGCUGAGGUCAAGACCAUAGGAGGCAUACACCACCUCAACCUAGUGAGGCUAAUUGGAUUUUGCGCAGAAAAAUUGCAUAGACUUCUAGUGUACGAGCACAUGUGCAAUGGGUCACUGGAAAAUUGGAUUUUCCAUGAGAAGCCACUGCAACCAUCUCUGGACUGGAAGGCUAGAAGAACAAUUAUCCUGGACAUAGCAAAAGGGCUGGCCUACCUUCAUGGAGAUUGUAAACAGAAAAUAGUGCACUUAGAUAUCAAGCCCCAAAAUAUCUUGUUGGAUGCAAACUUUCGUGGAAAGAUAUCUGACUUUGGCUUGUGUAAGUUGAUAGAGAAGGAUCAAAGCCAAGUGGCAACAACGAUACGAGGAACUCCUGGAUAUUUAGCUCCUGAAUGGUUUCUCUCUGUGAUAACAGAGAAGGUGGAUGUUUAUAGCUUUGGCAUUGUAGUCAUGGAAACAAUCUGUGGAAGAAAAAUCUUGGAUAGCUCGCUUCCUGAGGAGUGCGUGCACUUGCUCCCUAUUCUCAUGAAAAAGGUAGAGGAGGAUAGAUUAAUCAACAUGGUUGAUAAAAGCUGUCAAGAUAUGUGGCUGCAUAGAUCAGAAGCUGUGGAGUUGAUGAGGGUCGCAAUUUGGUGCCUGCAAAGUGAUUUUACCAGGAGGCCUUCUAUGGAAAUGGUGGUUAAGGUUUUAGAGGGUACAAUGGAUGUGGAAACUAAUGUAGACUGCAGCAUCCAAUGUCCAACAACGCUGGCAGCAUCAAGAGGACAGGCAGAGUUAGACACCUCAACUAUACCAGAGCCAGAAGUUCUAUCAGGACCCAGAUGAAGAACAAAGUCCUGCUGAGAAAUUUCAUGCUUUCAAUUUUCUUGUUUCACCUGUUUAGUUUAUGUAUGUCCUGUUUAUUAUGUUGUGUAAUAGUUCUUUAGUUCUUAUUCAAGUUGAACUGGAAUCAAUUGACCUAGUAUAUCAAGGGCUUUUUGUAAAA
This is a messenger RNA of Manihot esculenta (cassava), 4431 nucleotides long. Its product is annotated as G-type lectin S-receptor-like serine/threonine-protein kinase SD2-5. NCBI's taxonomy places the organism in Eukaryota, Viridiplantae, Streptophyta, Magnoliopsida, Malpighiales, Euphorbiaceae. The record is from RefSeq and is a predicted model, not a curated record. The transcript has a single exon. Gene Ontology annotation, biological process: recognition of pollen; protein phosphorylation. The coding region runs from base 1749 to 4271 and encodes 840 amino acids. Gene Ontology annotation, molecular function: ATP binding; protein serine/threonine kinase activity.